This is a messenger RNA of Synchiropus splendidus (mandarinfish), 30673 nucleotides long. RefSeq lists its product as uncharacterized. Gene Ontology annotation, molecular function: protein binding. The record is from RefSeq and is a predicted model, not a curated record. Bases 27682 to 29604 code for a protein of 640 amino acids. The transcript has 15 exons. NCBI's taxonomy places the organism in Eukaryota, Metazoa, Chordata, Actinopteri, Syngnathiformes, Callionymidae.
AGAGCUCCGGAACAUCCCUGCGCUUGUGCUGCGCGUUAAUGCCAACUUAACAGCUGCUAUACUUGUGGGGACCUUUUGCCGGUCCCCACGAUGAUUGAAACUUAAAAAAAAAAGUGACUUAAGUAAAUUGUUGAAGUAAGUUAAGUCAAGUUUAAGAUGGUUAGCUUUAGGGGGAGAGGCUGGGGAAAGCAUUAAAGGAAUGAAAUGUCCCCACAAAAAAAUAAAAACACAACAUGUGUGCGCUCCCUCUUUCACAACACAGUUCAAACUACUUUGCAGCUGUUCAUUGCAGGACCUGCGGGGCAACUCUACUGGUAGAAACAACAGACAGGAAUCAUCCGUCUUGCUGGUCCCGACACUAACAAGAGACAGACGAUAAGAGCAACAGACAGGUGGACAGGUACGAAGGCGGGAAGCCAGACGGGCAAGCGAGCAGUCAGUCAGUGUCAGGCCCGAGCGUGAUAAUAGAGUGCGUUAAUGCGACUAGACUGAUGCAUUGUUUGGCUGCGACGAUUAUCAUAUGGAGAGCAUUAGGACGCACUUCACAGCCCAUUAGAGAGAGGUGGAGAGAGAGAGAGACAGAUAUCUCCUCCCACACACAGACACUCACCUUCUCCCUCCAACAUGUGAAGCUCCGGCAGGAGCAGCUAGGGAGUCGGUCAAAUCGAUCAUUUACAUCUUUCUUUCUGCCGCACGCAUUGUAGAAGCACACUUUUAGUCCAGCGCAAGCUACUGGGAUGUGGAUCAGCAUCUUUGAGUCUGAGAGGGAGGAGAGACUCCGGGACUGGUGAGGUGGAGGCCCCGGGGCAGAGCCAGGACAUGCUUCUCGCCCACCGAUAUCCCACCAUACUUCAUCACCAUCACUCUGUCAUGGCAUGUGUCGCCGUAGAAACGCUCACCCCGAUACACUGACAAGCAGCGAGGCUGAUAUCAGUGUGUUCGCAAAUUAAUGCUGUCAUUUGUUUUUCUCCGACACACACACGCUCAGGCUUGUUAUGCUGCGUAAAAGGUCAGUCAAUUAAAAUGCUGAUGUUCGGUCUUCAGUGCUCGUCAGCGCUGCACAAUUGAUUAAACGCGCUCGUGUUGGUACAUCACCAAACUCACACGCUCCAGUGCAACCUUGCUGUUUCGACUGGGAAUCUGUGAAACGCAGUCAAUGGCUCCUGCCAUUGGUGGUGGGUGACUAUUUACAUCAUGAGAAAUAAAUCUGCCUCCGAUCCAAGCUGUCCUCACGCGGUCCGUCUCUUCACAUGUUCGGCUGGAGUGCGGGAGUUCAGUUCCGCGAGCAACGGACUUCAGUCAUUAUGAGGGUUCUAUCAGGACUUUUCCAUGAAUAACAUGGCGAAACCAUCAUAUUCAUCUCCACCUCCAUGAUGUGCUUUAUCUACCACGUUUUAAUACAUUUGAUGAGGUGAGAUUUCAUCUUUAAAAUUUUUCUGAGGACGUGGCGGCUCUGAUUCAAGCCGUGGCGCCACGCCCUGAUUUAGAUAAAGUGUCUUAAGAAAAAGAAUUUGUCGUCGCAGCCGUUUCGUCAUGUUCACACUCCGUUGUGCUACUUGCAGUUGUGCCGACAAAAGUCACUCAGUGAUGAGGGACUAGGAGGGUGUCUGGGCGUUCGAAAAACAUGAAAAAAUGCCCAUAUCUCGACUGUAACCUGGCCACGAGAUGAUGCCGGUAUAUGGUAGCAUCAGGUGGCCAAGCUACGGGCGUCCAUUUUUUCAUGUUUUGCAGACGCUCCCCUAGCUAAAAGCCUGCACUCCAGGCUCAAUGAAGAUCAGCGUGAUGACACAUGUGUCGGAGGCAACCGUGUGGUGCGGUUACAGUGUGUCUGCAGGCCGGGAGGGGCACUGAUGGAAUGGCACCCUCAACCACAGUGUUACAGAUGUGAGUUCAGCACCUUGCUCCGUGGGAGGUGGGAGUCAAACCUACAACCUACGCGAUAGUCCACUGGCACGCGGGCACACACACACACUGGAGUCUAUUUUUAUCUGCUCUCUCUGUUCACACUGAGCUGAGCCACAUAAUUGGCUUCCAUCUUUCCCCGGCUGUUUCAAUCUCUCCCCCUCUAAUUCUGGCCCCUUCCUCACGCCUCACCCCUCUCCCCCCUUCCCAUCCUCCGGCUGAUGUAUCCCUCCAUCCCAGACAGUUCCACCGAAUUUAACAUCCAGAGCAAAACCCAAGUUUCAUUUUCUCCCGCAGCAUGAGGUCCGAGCGGCAGCCGAGCGGGAUCUGUUUACAUUGGGGGAGGGAGGCUGCUUAAACAAUCGCGCUUGUAAAAACUGCAGACUCAUUCAGUGACGCCUGAAGUUUGGUGGCAGUGGGAACCGGAAAUCUACAUUCCAUCAGCGUGACGACUAAUGAAAUGUAUUUUCCUUUCGUGGAACAAACAAACUGAAACCUGGCAAACAAACUACUUUUUUAAUCCAUAAACAAACGCCACUAUGCGGCUGCGAGGAGCUCGCACAAAUAUUUGAUGGAACGGCUUCUCUGCUGUCGGUGUUUGCCGUGUUGGCACAGGUAAACAUGAUGUUUACUGAUGAGAAGGAGAAGAUGGUGGCUCUGCAGAGGGAGCGGCGGGAGAGCGAGAGUGAAGGAGGGAACAGAUGGAUGUGGGCCAGCAGAUGGAGGAGAGUCACAGAGAUGGAGGCGGGGGUCUCGGGGGUGAGAGAUUAGAACUCGGAUUAAUUCAUCACCAGACCGGAUGGGAUAUUUCUCCAGAACAGAUCCCACCUGUUGGCAGAGAGGUGGCGCUCCCUCGCCCCCUCCAGACUCUGUAGAAUCAUGUCCAUGUGUGUUGCAAGGUGUGCAGAGAUGUAGAAAUCCAGGAACAAAUUUAAAUAAAACCCACAGUUGGAAUGAAAAGUAGGUAAAAUGCUGAGUGCAGGAAUAAAAAAAAAUCUAUUUGUGAAAGUGAAAAAAAUAAAUCAGAAGUAGUGUCAGUUUUUAGCCUAAAAAAAGCUUGAGUGUAAGCAACGUAGCCGGGAGACCCACAUGCACCAUGCUUUAAGAGCAGCCAGUAUGAAAUAAAUAAAUAGAUGUACAUGCUAAAUAAAAACUGAUCCAUCUUUUUCUUUUUUCAUGGUGUUUUGUGAGGUAUUUUCCGGGCGUGUUGCAAGCGCUUGUUGUUUUCUUACGGAGCUCCUCACAAGGGCGGAGACUGAGAGGUAAAGACAUUUGGCAUCAUACAUGACUUCAUCUCAACAAGAAAGGGGGGAAGAUGAUGCCACGCAUGCCACGAAGAAGGGGUGCUGAAAAGAGACUUAAGUCAUUGGUGGAAUUGACGACAAAGUCGCAGCGAUUGGAAAAAAACUGCAGCGCGUUGCAGAACUUGCGGGGAUUGGUUGGAGUUGGAACGGAGGAGUUGAGAUCGCAACAUCGCCAUCUCCUGGAGGGAAUGAAUGAACAACAAAAUGUUACCAGUUGGAAAACAAAUUAAAGUUUCAAAAAGUUAGAGAACAAAGGUGAAAGAUGACGCCUAAAAACCCCAAAAGAAACCAAAACAGAAAAAAAUUGAAGACAGAAUAAACAACUUUGGUCACAUUUGAACAAGGCUUCUGAGAAAAGACAUCCAACCCAACCCCCAUGAAAAAGUCAAUCAGACAAAAUAAAAUAAAUCCAAAAAUGUUGAACCAAAACAAUUUCCAUAAAAGAGUUCACAUAACUAUGUGGCUAACUUCUGUGGGACUAAUAAAUAUAAUGUAAUACAAUACAAUACAAUACACUAGAGUACAAAACAAUACAAUAUAAUACAAUAAUCUAAACAAUGAGCUAAAAUCAAGGACAGUAAAAUCCACCUCCCAACAAAGUUGAGCGUUUCUUUCAAAAUGUAAAUAAAAAUAACUUAAUUAAAGGAAGGAUGAAGUAAAACAAACCUCUUAAAUGAAGAAAACAAAACAAAAAAAACAAACAACAAAAAUAUAGAUUGGAGAUGAUGAUGUGAAAAAUGUGUCCCAGAGACUCAAAUCAGAUAAAAGCAAAAGGUGAAAAAUCCCCAGAGACAGCGAGUCACUCAGGAUGUGUCAUCAGGAAGACUUCCUGUGGGACAAGGCCGAGAGCUUCAUGAGCUCGACCACGCGACCUGGACCAGACCGCGUCCAUCAGCCGGACCCCUGCUCUCCAUCGGGGACAGGAAGUGGUGUUGUGGGUGGAGAAGCCUUAUGACGCUCAUGGUCCUCAAUCAUUCAUGAGUCACCUUUGCAUGAGUGAACAUUUUGAAAGCCACUUUUCGUGGUUAAACUGAGCUGCCGAGGUUUUGCUGCUGAGUUCUCACGCAGCGACAAAUCGGUGUAAGAAAAUGUAUUAAAUAUACAUUAACUAUGAAGUAAAAUGACAUUUGUUUCAAAAAUAAGGAAUAAAUACACACAUUAAUAACAAAAAAAAAAAAAAUCAGUGGCAGGAAAAACAGUUGAUGUUGAGAAAAUAGGAAAAGUAUCUGCCUGAUAGAAAAAGUUUUAAUUGCGUAGAAAUAAAGACAAAAACAGUUUUCAUAAAGGAGAUAAACACCCGGGGAUAAAAGUGAAAUGAACAAUAAUAAUUACUUGAAUAAAAAUGAAAGCAAGCUCUGAACAAAUGACAGAAAUAAAGAGCUGCGGAGGUGGCAUGAUUGUCAACAGAAACACUCUAUUGUUAAAGUGUUGGAAAAUAAAUAAACAAUAUAAAAUGCAAAGUGUUUUGUAUUGUUUCAUUCUCUCAAUGAACGGAUUAAACCCACCAUCUAAACUUCACUGAACACAAGCUGAACGUGGCUCGGUUUUCUUGACAAAUUAAAAUGACGGGGUUACCUAAUGUAACCCACAUUCUCUGAAGUGUGUGAAGCCUCAUCCAAUAGGGAGGAGAAGGAGCAGUUCUGCCUCGUGGCCUGACUGACAGCUCCCGGAAAUGAGUCCAGAUGCGCUAUGAGCUACAGCAGAAGAUGGCUGCUCGUCCAAAACAAUACACUUUUGCUUGGUUAACCUCUUGGUAGCUCUCAAACCCAAAGGUUUUUGUUUUUCGUCUGUGCUCCUGACUUGGUGUGUGCACAUUAAGCAAGUGGCUGUUUUGUUGUCAUGUGACAUUAUUGCCAUAUGACCGCCGUCGUGGCGUCUUGCUAACUCUCCGGGGAAGUGAGCGAAACUGUUUCGCUUUGUCAUUUCUGCAACGCGAUGCACCAUUUCAAGGAGUAAUGACGUUACUUAUCAUGUAUGAAUAGAAGUAGUCAAUAACUGUGGAGUGUAUUUGUCCGAUUGAUCGGUCAAAAAACUCCAAAGAGGAAGAAUGUGCAGCCCAAAAAUCGUUGAAACAAUAAAUCUUUGGUACGACAGAACAAUCCGAAGUCUCUUUCGUCCAUUCCGAUGAUUUGAUCAUCGACGAGAGUCCCAGCGGAAGCUUCGGGACUCAGAAACAGGAGAAGCUGCCCAUCGAUCCGGGAUCACUUCCCUCCUCCUUGACCGUGUCCCCAGCUGCAGGUCAAUGGAUUCCCCCGACGCGUUUGAGAUGGCGGCUCAUGAAUCAAACUGCAGAGAGAGAUUUUUUCUUUCACAAACGCCUGCUCCUUUUAAGUGAUAUAUGUGUAUUGGCGGCCAGCAGGGGGAGCCACUCCUGCGAGGCACCGCCCACUCAUGGCUCUUUUUAAAAUAUGUUGCUCCUAGCUUCCAAACCUCUCCAUGUUGGCGGAGACUUGUUGGGCAGCUGAUCCUCGUCCCUCUGGAGGUGCGUUCGAGCCAUCGCAUCCGAAAAAGGUCGAAUUGUCACUGAUUCUCAAGAUCAGAGGUCUGAAGGAUUCAAGGAUUUCAAAACUAUUUUUCCUUGGCAUUUUGAGUAGGAAUGAGGACAGUCCCUCCAGGAGAUGGCGAUGUUGUGACUGCAACUAUGAAGGCAGUUCCAACCAAUCCCUGCCAGUUCUGCCAGGCAUCUCUGCUUCCAUUCUGCUUCUGCACGUGGUCCACGCCCCGCACCUCUUCUGACACCUGUCAACUCCAAUUUCUUCCUCUCCGUCAAUCAUCUCCGGUCCAUUCCUUCACCUUCAUCUCCCGGGCUAUUUUUUCACGUCUUUAUUGAUCUCUUGCCUUCACUUGACCUCCUCCAGACCCUCUCUCCCAUUCAUCUCCUCCACCCCCUCUCCCUCCCUACUGUCACCCCUUCACCUCCAUCGGUGUCCAUCAGCGAGAGCUACAAUCUUCAUCAUCGGGGGCUCCUGAGCUCUCUGAAGAGCUCCGCCUCCUCACCUGGCUCUGACCCGUCGUCCCUCCGGGGACCAGCUGUUGAUUCUGAGGCAGUAAUGAUCCUCACGCUCUCCGGCGCUGAUGGAGUCCGCGCUGCUGUCUGGAAACAAGUGGAUGGAGGCCGCCGCGGACCGACCCCAUUAGAGGCGUCGCCUCGCUCUGACUAAUGGCUGUUGUCUGAGUCCAAAGCCUGAGCCCAGACAGAACACGAUACUUCAGUGCAUUCUGCCGGUCUAUUUAGGGCGACUGUGGUCGAUGUGACAUGAUGACCUCAAAGGUCGUUGUUUUCUUCACCAUCCAGAUAAGGCUAUAUAUAAGAUUUCAUUUUUUACUUGUUAAUUCAUUUUGUUUAUCAUCUUUUUUAGGUUAGAUUUUUUUUAUUUUUGUGCGUUUGUUCUUUUUUUUAAUCUCUUUUAUUUAUUCAUUUUAUGUAUUCAUUUACUUAUGUUUUCCAAAAAAUCGAACAAAAUCUAGUUUUGGAUACAAUAUUUUCUUUUUUUUUUUUAACUUGUUUUUUUAUUUAUUAAUUGUUUAAUUUCAUUUGAGUCAUUUUUAUUUAUUUUUCUGACUAUUUUUUAAAAUGUAUUUUUCAAUUUCCCUUUUUCAUUUUUAUUUUUUUUGACAGUGUUUUUUUUUUUUCAUCAACCAUUUGUUAAGAGUUGCUGCUCUGUACCACGCCACUGUUACCAGAUCAGAGCAUGACAGUGCCUCUACAGUCCUGGAGCAUGUACUACAUGGUUGCGAUCCUUACCUGAGAAUCCGUGUGGAUGGUUUUACAGACCACUUUUUGAAAGGUGAUGAGUUUUUUUACGAGACGUUUGGAGCAAACUCACCGAUAGAUAGUUUGGGUCGUUUUUAAUUAACCUUCAUUUUCAUUCUUUACUUUUUUAAAGUCAAUUAUUGUCUCCUUUGGACGCUGUUCAUCAUUGUUUUGUUCCCUCUUCUUCCUUUUUCCUUUUUAAGUGACAUUGCUUAGGUUAAGUUAUGAGCGCUAGGUUAGCUUGUGCUAAUCAGAGAGUAUAGUAUAAUUUUGAGAAAAUAAUUUACAACAAUAAGUUUCUGUUUUUAACACUUUACUUACCUACCGUUGAAGUGGCAACAAUGCUAAUGUUGCUACCAUUAAACCCAACUGUAGGGAAAGAAGUUCCUCAUCUGGCAGCCGCUGAAAUGCUAGCAUGCCAGGAUUCAGGAAAAGCUUCCUCUAGUGAGCUCCAAUAAACAUCGAUGAAAUAUUGAAGCCGUUCUUUGAUGACUAAUUAACGCUCUCUGAAACAUUUAGUUGCUCACGAAUAAUUCAUCCACAAAUUUACUCAUCAAUUAAUCAUCAAUCGGAGGCGAGAAAGGCAACAAAUAUAUCCCGCCGCCAGCUUCUCAGGAGUCCUGUUCCUCUCAGAGGAACCUAAACAAGAGUGUAUGGACGGUGACAGACCUGUAAACACGCACAACAUCUUCGUGUAACCCAGUCACCACUUGGAGUGGAAGUGGCUCAGAAGUCACUCAUGCUAACACAUUAAACAGGCUUCAUUUCGUCAUUCUGUUAGUGAAGCAGAAGGUCCUCAGUGGUGGAGGAGCUUCCUCACUGGUGAAGGAACGAAGGAUGUGGAAAAAGAACUGAGACAGAGAAGCUCAGUCCUCCAGAAGAGACGCAGAGGAGAUCUGUUCUGCCUGAGAAGGUGGAGGGCGGGUUCUGAGGAAAGGGAAGCCUGUGCUUCUUCACGCCAGCAGCUGCCUCAGCAACCUAGCACGGCGUAAAGUCAAGAUGAAGCAGCUUCAUCUACCAAUGUAGCUGGCACCGUAGCUAAAACGCUGAGCUAAAUAUACUGUCAUGAGCAGUAUUGAUGGCAAGCGUGUCUGUGUGUGUGUGCGAGAGAUAAAUGGAGCUCUCUAUUCUCCUCUAAUGGCUUUGAAAGCGGCCGCUGGUGUCGACUCUGUCAGUAAACGUUCACACGUUGCUUUAAGAGCGACGCUCGAUGUCGAUAUCUCAUUGGAGAUAACAAGAGCAAAGCUGUGGCGACGCGCCACUAAGGAUCUUCACACACUCGGUAGCUCCUGCGCCCCCUGUUUGGGAAGGGAAACUGAGCCUAGAACUCAAGUCCUGAUCCUGGUUUGUGGACAUCCGUCUCUCAUUACAUGAAGGCUUCUGCCUCUCAUUGUUUCCUGUGAAUUUAAAACCCAUCAGAUAUCGUUUUAUUAUUAAUAGAUAGCAGAUACUACACACAACUGCACUGCAUUGCAUCACAUUUGAUACAGCAGCAAGGGCUAUAAAUGAAUUCUACAUCAUACACAGAUAAUUUUACAACCAUCUAGGGUCAGAAUUCUGAAAUCUAACAUCUUUUUCUUUAUUUUUCUAUGUUUACUCUAAAUUCAAGGACAAAAUGGUCUGAAUAUUUGAAGAUUGUACUAAAAUGUUGCAUUGUGAUAAGAUAUUAUUCUUAAUAUUAAACUUAUUAAAUGAAAAGAAAGUUCCAAAAAUGAGUUUACAGAUUUAUUUAUUCAUUUACUUUGCAAAUAAAUAACUUACUUUUACUUCUUUAGUUUCUCGUGGGUCAUAUGGGCAGCGAUGAAAUGUUAAAAUUCAAAUAUAUAUCACCAGAAUCAUCAUUAAAAGUAAUGAAAUGGGUCAUUUGUUUCUCCAGCUAGACAUAUUUUCUUCACAAAUGUAUGAAAUCCAUAUGCAAAAACAUGUAAACAUGUUGGCGCUAAAUUCAUGCCAGUGCAGGAGUGACUCCCAAACAUACUCAAUUGAAACGAACAUCCUCACAACUCCAAAACUAUUGAAUUAAAGAACAGUUUUUUUCCCUAUGAAUUUGCAUUCACUUCUGCUAAACACAUUUUCCGUCCGACACUUUAAUGGAGCUCAUUUUAAUAAAACCACUUCCCCUGCAGCGCUGUGUUGGAAUUCAAACAACAAUAUUGAUAAUUAAACUCGUCUCAAACCCCGAAUCUUAAACUAUCAGUGAGGGAAGUUCCUUGGGCUGCUCCUGGUGUGGCAGUCCAUCAGCCCCGGAGCUCUGCUGGAACUGUAGGAUUGCUUAUGGUGGAAAGUGGCAUCCCGGCACUUCCCUGGAUGAGAGGAGGAAUUUGGAAUCUCCAGUUUCACCUGUUGUGACAGAUCCUGGGUUGUAAUCUGAUGCUGGUCUGGAGUUCAGGUGGGAUCCAAACCAAACCCUCCAUUUCACCGCCACCUGUCGUUGGCCUUCAGGACACUGUGGCGGCAAUGGACGGAGGGAGGGAUACACAGUUGGAUCAGAAGUAGAUACAUGAACGACUGAGUUUAUUUACUGACAUGUUGAUGGAUGGAUCGAUGCCUGAGUGGAUGCACCAUGCACCAUGCACAGAUGGGCUUGAAAAGAUGUUGGAAUGAUGAAGAUAGAAUGAUGGAUAGAAGGAAAACGAUAAGUUCCGGGAUCCGACUGAUGGCAGUAGUGGAAAGGAAUAAAUGGAUUAAGAUGGGAUGGAUGGUUGAAAUGAAAUCUGGACUGAAGUAAGUGGAACAUUGACGUUGGAAUUCCCCCCGAGCCUCGACAUGUUGAUGCUCUCUAAGUUCCUCUUCUCUUCCAGAGUCCUCAGGCAGACUCCGUAAUGACUCUGUAAUGAGCGGACCCCCGGGAGCCGCCGUCUCCCCAUGCAUCACCUGUCUUCGCAAAGGCGUGCGGCAGCAACAGACUGUGGCGCUGCGAGGAACCCGAACGCUGCUUCAGUGGCGCAUUUAAACUGCCCAGUUGGAGACGUUUAAUCAUCGAUAUUGGUGUUUGACUGGAGACUCGGAGCUGUGUGCAAAGUGGUUUUAUUUAAAUGAACUUCAGGAAAGUGUUGGACAGAGAAUGUGUGAACUCUUCCGUGAAGGAUCAGAGAGAGUGGCGCCACAGUCUGGUUCCAGCCCCCCACAUUCACCUUCUUCCUCCUCAGUCACACCUUUAUCAUCCAUCAUGAACCUCACUGUUGUCUUCCUCCUCUCCAUGCUCAGUCCAACUCUGCCCAAGUGUGUCCUCCGUAACUUUGUCUCCAUGUCCCCCUCAUACCCUCAGCAUCUUGGUCUCUGACUCUUCGGUCCCUGACUCCGGAGUCUCUGAACAUCAUGGCAGUAACUGUCGCUACUGUCCUGUGAAGCUGCUGCUCUGACUUCACUCUCCACCCUGCUGCACUCUCUUCUUCACUUCCUUCACGUGAACCUGAAGUCAUCACCUCCGCUCCUCCCUCUCAUUCACACACAGCACAAUUUUACACACCUUUGAUUCUUUUUUUCGAGGGAAUUACAAAGGAUAUUUAAUUAAAUAAUUCCGUCUAAAGUUUUUUUUUCCAAGUAUUAUUUUUCUCCAAAUAAUAAUAAUAGUAACAGAAUACAACAAAUAAGAAGAAACUGGAGUUGCAUGAAACAGAAUGUUUUAACAUUUAUGUUUAUUUUAAUACUUUUACUGAUGAUGUCAUCAUUUUUAUCCUGUUCCUCUGAAACUAUUUUUUUUCAUAUCCAGUUUUCAACCGCUAACAAUGCUAACCGUUAGCUAACCAUUAGCUCCUCUAGCACCACAGUCUCUGUCUCAUCGGAUCAACAUCCGCCCUGUUUUCUUUACUCCACUGACGGUUCUGUUGAAUUCAUUUGCCAACCCUCGUGGCGGGUCAGUGACCUCGCCGCCCGACUGGCUCUCAGUGCUCAAUUUGCCUGAUCAAUAACCGCCGGGUCGAUACGCGCAUCACUUCAGCGAGUACAUCAGCUGCUCUUCCUCAGCAGAGUCUAAGUGGACCCGUGUGAGUCUCAGCAGGAAUCAGCCGCAGCUGCUGUGCUUGUUAGCCUGCCUGUGCUGAAGCCAUCUGAGCAAGUCCACAGCAGGUGUGAGCAGGUUGCGGGUUCGAAUCCAGCUUGAGUCAGCUCUGAGUCCUUCAGACCUCAUGCGUCCUCCAUGUGGCUUGGUGGGGUUUUUACUGAGCAUUCGGAUUUCCUCCCUUGGUUCCAAUCGAUGUGGAGGUCGGACGAUGACUGCAGUCUGGAGCAUCCGAAAAAUGAGGAAAUUAUUUUGUGCAUUUGUUUUAGAUAAUAAAAUUCAGUUCAAUUUUCAUUUGUUUUAAUAUAAAAGAUGCUUGUGAAUUUAAAUGUAUAUAUACAAUGUAGAUCCAGGAACAUCUGCGGAGCUCCUCGCUCUCCUCCUCCCUCCCUCCUUUUCGCCGGCGCAACCACAACUGAGCCUGACACAAUUGAAAAACCUUUUCAUGUGAAAAACUCAGCCCAGAGAAACAUGCGUGAAAUAAUUCCGCCGACUCAGCGCCACGGCAGCACGCGGAAGUAAUUGGAGAGUUGAAGGAACAUAAGAGCCCGAUGACCGGCGUGUGGAGAUUGAGCGGGUCAGCAGCCGCAGAUCCACUCAGCUGAUAUUAAAAAAAAGCUUGGCUGUGUGAGUCUCAUGCGAGGAGUAGUGGGCCGCAGCAGGCGGAGUCGUGCUCACACACACCAGACGCCACGUCUAUUCUUGUCCACAAUUACGUCCCGUGGCCGUAAAUCUUUGUCAUUUAAAUUGUGCACGUUUUGACGGUCACUGUGAAGCUGGAAAUCGCUGCACCGAUGGCACUCCACCCUUCCUUCACUGGUGAACAAGACCCUGACAUUCGUGAGCGUUCCCUCCUGGACAGGACAUUCCACUGUGGUUACUCAAAAGGGACUGAUCCUCAUCCUGCUCCCUAAUAGAGACCAUCUCAUGGAGGAGAAUCGGGGCUCACUGCGGCGCCGCUCUUCCUGCCAUGGCCACACGGAGGUCCUCAGAAGAGAGGAGUGUUGCACACUCUCUCUCAUCUCACCACAUCGGUCCACACAAAGGCAGAGCAGGAGGGAGGUCUUCCUUUAAUCGUCUCAGUCUCCCGCGGACGCCUCAUCCCCCACACUGCUGCACGUGGCCAUUGCAGUCUGCUUCCUCCACUGCCCUCCUCACGUCCUCGGAUGAGACUUGCACACAGUCCCUCACACACCAUGCGUGCAGCAGUUGCAGCUCAGUGCUUUAACAGACCGGAGAAUAUUCCAAUGUGUCCACUGAUCCUAAUGAGGAGGAAGCUUGAUUCAAAUGGAGGACUCACAAAGAGACAAUUAUGUGCUGCAUAAGGGGCACACACAUCCUUAUCCUUGUGAGGACCUCUCACUGUCAUAACCCUUUCCCCAGCCUCUCCCCUUAUACUAACCAUCCAAAACACAUGGCUCACCAGAACCAAAGUGAAACCCAGUUAGAAUGACCCAGUUAUUUUCAAGUCUAUAGCCUCAAUUUGAAGUGUGGAUUUGCGGGGUCCGGAUAUAGGUAUUUCUGACGCCAUCAUGGUCGGCUGACCAAUGGACAAAUAAAGCUGUCGCCGUCAUCACCAUGUGUCAACUGUAUAUAUUAAGCACUUUCUGUUUUAUAUGGUUAAUUUAUUAUUUAUUUUUACAUUAAAAGUUGCAAUGUUUUCUAUGCAGUGUUAGUUAUUAUUGUUAUUUAGUAGGUUUGUGUAUUUUCUUUUUAAAAAAAAAGGGCAAAUAUCGGUAUCGGCCCAAAAAGAAGAUGAACAGUGGACCCCCAUUUUCAAGAAUUGGUCCCCACAAGUACAGCUACACUGCUUCCCACACACAGAGAUUUGCAUUUCUGUGGAGGAAUUGUUCUGGCGCUUUUUUUUUUUUUGUUUUGUUUUGUUUUUAUCAGCAGCAGCUGACUAAUCCCAGUUCAGAGUGGACGAGAAUAAUCAGUCUUCGUCUGUUUGGGUGUGUGUGAUGCCUUUGUGUGUGCAUGUGUAAGCACUACACGUCUCUGCUUCGCUGCUGCUGGAGGAGAGCAGACAUCACAGAAAAUCAUUAUUUAAAAGCUACAAAUUCAUUUACAACCGCCAUAAACCUGGCCAGACUCAUGACCGUUCAGAGAGGCUGACCACAGUGACCGUCCGGGUGCGAUCUGUGAGACCAGUGCAUGUCGGGAUAAUCCCAAAAUCUCCACAUUCUUUAUCUUUUUUUUUUUUUUUUUUUUUAACAAUUAAUCUAUUUGAAGAAUUAUUGGAAAUGUUUAUUAUUAUUACUAUUUUAUUAUUAUUAUUAUUACUCUUAGUUGAUGUCUUUUUUUCAUAGUCUUUGCGAUAAAUAAAUUUUGAAGUGUCACGUAUAAUCCCAGUAUUCAUCAAUAUAGUCUUGUUAUUAUCCAAUAUUUCAAUAUCUCCAUGCUCUGUCAACUGGCCUUCAUGCUCGGCAGAACCACCUCGAACAGAUUGUGAAUAAAGUUCAGAUGUUGUUGCCGUGGAAACUUGGCGACUCACAAGCAGAUGUGUCUUUCGAACAUCUGUCUGAAUCCUAUGAUCCGUGAAGAAACCAUCACGAGGAACGAACAUGCGCCUGCGAACCCACAUCGACUGGCAGUAACUAGAGUUAAGUGACUCGAGUCGCUCGGAUCGUUGGGGUCAGACCAGCUCUGAUGCAGGGCUCCCUGUUAUCCCAGCAGUCACGUCGGAACAAGCGUUCCCCCCAUUCUGCUGGAGGAAGAUGGUCAGUCUGGGAGUGUGAUGAGGACGUCCAACCUGGUCCACUAUCACAGCAACUCGUGUCUGUGCUGCUCUUUUGUUCUUGAGUCACAGUGUUCACUGAGGUGCAUGAGUCAGCUUCACUUCCUGUGCUUCUUAGUGUCGUCUUAUUCUCUAGAUGACAUGAAGCGACAACUCAUGACUCAAUCUUUACUCGGCAUCUCUAAACGUCAGGGCCCUCUAGUGAUCAUAACUAUUCAUCAGUACACUAGCGUCAUACAGUGUUGUGGGAGGAAACUGGAGCUCCUGGAGGAAACUGUCUUCAUACUGAUCGCUCUCGAGUGGAUCAAUCCAGCUGGUGAGCGCCUUCACUUGCUGACCUCUCUUUUAGUCUGUGACCUUCCGUACUGGCUCCGGGGUCAUGAGGUCAAAUCCACACAACUUGUGACACAAUGUCGAGCACCUUCCACCUCCUGAACUCGAGCCCAUUUAUUGUGAUGCAGACAAUCGCUGCUUCCAUCCAUGACCUCUUGACCUUACAGAGUGUCAGUCACAUGAUCUUAGUGAAGUUCACAUCCAUUUUCACAGCCAUCUGAGUCCAUGUUCACAGCAAACGCAUUGGACGUGCUAGCAUGCUAACAGCAGACUGGAGCCAACGGUCCAACACUUGAACACACCACGAGGGGUCGGAGGACGCUCUAUGACUCGUAACUCUCAAGGUCCAGAGUUCUGAACGCUGAUGAUGUGUUUCUGUGCUGCACGGCAAGGAUGCAGCCGGAACACUUUGUUUUCGUCGUGUUUGUCUCUUGAUUUGCAUUUGUUUGCAUUAUUGUGUAUUAUUCAGGUCGAAUAUGUCAUCGACGAACAGUUGAGGAACAAACUGUCCCCUGUGUGUGUGUGUGUGUGUGGCUCUGCUGGGGAGGGUUGGGGGGUGUAUGUGUGCGAAAGAUAAAUCGAGCAUCUGUGUUUGACCCUGAAUAAUCCAUGCGCAUUCAUAUUCAGUGAAAAAGUGAAGCGUGUAAUUUUCACAGUAAGCUGCAGCUGAGCACACACACACACACACACGCACGUGUUAUGUUUUUAUGUUUUGUGGGGACAUUUCAUUGACUUUCAUGCUUUCCUCAGCCUCUCCCCCUAAACCUAACCAUCCAAAACAAAUGGUUAACCUUAACAAGGGCCUACGCUAAACUUAAAUUCAGUUACAAUGUCCCACAUACUUUGAAGUUUUAAUCCUCAAUGGUAGGCAUGGUCCCCACAAAUACCCUCCAAAUAGCAAAAGGUGCUCGCAAGGAGGAGUGCUUCCAAGAAAUGGUCCCAACAAGUAUAGCUCUACAAGUUCGCACACACUGCUCAGAGUCGUGCUUCACUAAACAAGUGCGAUUGGACUCGCUCCCAUUUGGUUGUUGGCACCGAAGAGCGAAAAUGUAAUCUGAGUCCAGUGGACAGACGCUGCGUCCAGAACACACACUCAUAAAGACAGUAGGUGAAGCACACAACAAGAACAGCUGUUGUGGAGACGAAGAGAACCUGCAGUUCAAAAUAGAUGCAGCGACUUUAUCACCAUUUCAAAGGACGAAACAAUAGAAACCAUGUAUUGCAAGUAAAACAUACGAGAAAAUACAUUUGAGUAAUAUUGGUUAAUAUUAUUGGUUAAUAAAGGUUAUAUAAACAAUGGGCAUCAGAAGAGUUGAAACUGAAUGAACAGAAAAUCCUAUCAGUUGAGGAGGAGGUGGGAGUGUUGAAUAGUGAGUCUUGAAUGUUUUUUUUGUUUUUCAUAUAUGAAAUAGUAAUAUCCCGAAUCAAUAGUGACAAAAGUUUGAUGCUGAAUAUGAUGAAUAUGUAUUUCUUAGGAGCCAACGGAACCUUGAUCAAAAUAUGAGUGAAUUACAUAUAUCAAAUAAGAAUGAAGUUGAGUAAAAAUGUAGCUACAAAGCCAAGGCCGUCAGUUUGUUUUGAGAGGAGGUGAGCAAGAUGACUGUAAUGGGUUGUAAUAUAGAGUCGGCUGCUAUAAAAGCAUCUCCCACACAGGGUUAUGACAUGUGUUAAGUCAAAUAUUUUACUGUUUUAGUUCUGUAAAUAUUUAUCUAUUCUCAUGAAUCCUUCUUUCGUGGGACUUUUUGUCCACUUGAGGCCACUGUAGCUCAAGCGCUACCUGCUUGAGCUGCUCAGGCUGAAAUAAACAUGGAAUAUUGUUUUGUUUCCACAUGACGGUUAAAGCUCUGGUUUGCUCUCGCGGCUUCUUUUCAUGUCCGUCUCUCUUGGGUGAAGCAGUCAUCUGCACAUCUUAUGUGCGAUGUCUGUAAAACUGAACAUACCCAGGAUUAUGUAAACGUACGGCUGCACAACGAUUGAGGUGAAAAAUAGGAGUAACAAAGCACACGAUAAACUGUUUGGCAAAGUAUCUGUCAUCAGUCUGAAAGUAAGAAAUGAAGUCACCUGUCGAGAGCCGGAACGUCUCAGAGGGACUCUCAAAGACUUGUUAAGGGCUGCAGCUCAACGAGUCGACAGUGAAAGAAUCAUGAGAACAAAAGAGGAGCAGCAACAGUCUCCUCCACCGAUCCUCUCAGUGGCACUGAAAAUAUCUGUCCUCGUUCGCAUCCUCAGAAGCGCUGGGGUUAUUUUUGCUCACCACAACUUUCAUGUUUGCAUUAGAGUGAUCAGAGCCAUCGCUGACGGCGCCGCCGUCUUCACGCCACAAAUUAUGCAAAUCCCGCCUAAGUAAAUGUUCCUCGCCGCUUCCCUUGUCUCCCAGCACGUCGCUUGUCCUCGCCGCUUCCAGUCUUCUGAAGGAGAAAAUGACUGCAGCGCGGGAAGAUGAUUCCUGUCAGCUGAUCGUCUUCACCUGCCUCCUCUGCUGUGAACACCUGAGGCUCUGACAGGUGGGCGGGGCUUCUCUGAGUCUGAGCAUGUUGUUGCCAUCGAGCGGGUCAACUUUACCCACACCUCACUAGUCCAGGAGACUUCCCGACACCUGCCUCCUCCUGCGGCAGCAGAGGUUCUCCUCUGAGUCUCUCCUAUGUCACAGAGCUUCUCUCUCUCAGAGAGUCCAGAUAUAGAAGCUCUUGUUCCCCGGGUCACUCCAAAACUGGUGACCACUGGUGAGAGGAGAAACCGAGUGCUCAGUGGAGGGCCUUGUCUCCUGGCUCAGCUCUUUCUCUACCACCUGAGGAGUCCUCGUGAAGAAACCCCCAGUGGUGUCAGACUUCAGGAGCUGAUCCUCAUCACUUGUGGAGAAGAAGUUUGUCUCUGGAGUUAUUUUGAGUGACUUCUACCUCAGCUUGCUGAAACUCAGACGACUUCCGUAAUCACUCCUUGAACUCGCGCUGACCAUCCCAACCCCCCACCCCCCCUGCCCCCAGGGCAGGCUGGGGGAAAAAAUUUCCACAUCUGCAAUCCUCGAUAGAUUAAAAGUUCCCCUCCGACUGUCUGUCGUCCUUCUCCUGUCUGAGUCCUUCCUUAUGUCUCUCCUCCGUCGUCCUUCGCUCUUCAUCCCGCCAUGAUGUCUACACUUCCUCCCCCGACUCUUUAAACUUCAAACUUUUAAAAAGGAAUUGAUUCCAGGGCUGGAAUACAGAUGUAUGCUCCCCCAGCAGGUCUCCUCCUGGAGAGCCUCGAUAUCAUCCAUGGAGCAGGCAAAGCACCUCUGCUCCGAGUCUCAGGUGGGUGACUGAGCGCCUCAUGUUGAUAUCUUCCAUCUGGAUCCCUCACUCAUUUUGAGUCUGUGGUACAAAUGCUACAAAUGGCUUUGAGCAACUGUCCCAGUGAUGACUGACAUUUUCUCAUUGAUAUUGUCAUCAGAAAAGUCACAGACUUCAUCCGAGGUGAAGUGAGCUUCACUUGUGACCCACUGUGAGAAGCUUAGUGACCAGUGAAGCACGGUUCUCCCUUACGUUCCUGUCUGAGGAGCAGAGGAAGAUCUCUGCUCCCUGGUGGCUGAAGGUUAGCAGGGUCUUUGCUCCGGUCCUGGUGGGCUGAAACGUUCCCUCUGCCUAUGUGACCUCUGACCCCUGAAAAUAGAACCCUGCUUGUUAAAGUUUCCCUUGGUUCGCCUGUUAAUUACCAGCGAACACACGGAUGACUCCAGCUUUUCUUUUUCUCCAGGAGGGAGAGUUGAGAAAGUUCCGUUUGCCUGGUAUUUUUAGAGCAAAAAUCUCAUGCUCAGUUGCUGCAGUACAGUCGCCGGUUUCAGUCCAACUCUAGGAAGCUCUCGGCUUGGAGAGCAAACAUGUUUUUCCUUGCUUCCUGUGGGCACUCUGGUUUCCUCCACUAGUGACACACACACUCGCUCCUGCCGACGAAUGUGCUGGGACCUAAACAAACUAGUGUUCCUCCCGGUGUUCUGCCGCUCUGUCUGAAGGUCGACCACAUCAUGAAACCAGAGGCUGCAUCACAACUUUACUCACACUGUCACCAUGUCAUUGGUCAAACAGAAAUCUUGAGAUUUUCGUCCAUGAGAGAUUUUCACUUUCAUUUGUCUGACUUUAAUCUUUGACUCGCUAUCUCGGCUCCAGGGAUUGUCUCUGUGGCACGCUAGGUUUUUGAAUAAACUGCAUGCUUGUGUGUGUGUGUGUGUGUGUGAGAGAGAGCGAGAGAGAGAGAGAGAGAGAAGGUGCUGCAGUUAUGCUGUAAGCCAGGCUGGAUCACAUCAGGUUUGCUGUGUAGAGCAGCGAUCAGAUGGAGAAUUUCAGCUGAAUAUGGCAACUCACACACACACACACACAGGAUUGAGUGCAAUUACAUCACUCACACACACUGUAGAUGUAUUCAGACAGCACUCCAGACAUAGUGGUGGGAGUUUGUGUGUGUGUGUACCAGGUUUAGCUAUACUUUUUUUUUUCUUUUUGCAGGUCCCCACAUGGUUAAGCCUGCAUCUGAGGGUUAACACUUUAAAAUAUAAAAAUAAAUGGGACAUCAUAACUGGAUUUCAGUUUGGUUCAGAGUCCUGGUUCAGGUGAACCAUGUGUUUUGGAUGGUCAGGUUUAGGAGGAGAGGCUGGGGAAAGGGUUAUGAGAGGUCCUCACAAGGACCACCUGCGUGCGUGUGAGCGGUGUCAGAGACAAGUGGCGGACCUCUGAAUCAUUCAUGAAGAAAAGAAAAUCAACAAACACGCUCCAGGAGACACCAUACGUUUGUUUUGUCCAAAAUAUACACAACAUACAGACACACACAACUCUCUCUCUUGGACGGAAACACACCUACCCUGAGAUUAACAAGCUAAUUACAAAUCCUCAAGAGCACAAACACGCUUGUCCAGCUCAGGAGCACACACGGACAAACACACAUGCAUGGAUGCCUCCAAAUAACACCUGAGUCAUGCAUCACUUCCCCAGAACUACACACACCAGCUUGUUCAUAUAGUGAGGCUCAGUGGAGGCAAACAACAAACCGGCCAGCAGUGACACACACCACUAACCCUGUCUGUCCCCUACACACACACACCUAUAAAGUGUGCUUGAAAUGGAGAAAUGGACUUUUCGUGUCACAGAGGAAACGGGAGGGUGACACGCAUUGUGAUGACAGAUGUGUGUCCCGUGUGUGUGUGUGUGUGGUGGUGGUGGGGGGUGCGACACCUUCGCUUGAGCUUUCAGCCCAUUAAAGAUGGAGGAGCCAUUUCCUCAAGCGUCCGGCUGGAGUCCGACACAGGUGCUGCCUCUAUUGUUGCCGUCCAGGAAGCUCAUCCUGAAGAUUCUCCUCCGACUGUGCGUGUGCCAGUCCAGGUUUGCGUGAAUAACUCAAGUGUCCUGACAUGUUAAUGCGCAGCUGGAAAUAGAAGACGGGGAGCGGAAUAAUCGCACACAGCUCACAGUUCACAGGGUUACGGCGGGAUUAGCGUGCGAGCCAGCGUGUGUGUGUGUGUGUGUAAAUAAGCACAUAUAUUACUGUAACGUUUGCGAUUCACCGGAAGAGUUAUAAUAAUAAGGGGGUUAAUGACGGAUUAGCGUGCACGUGUGUGCGGCCCGUGUGUUUACUUGCAUCAGCAUCUACUUCUUAUGAUAAAAGUUGUCGAGUCGGCACUUCUGCUGUUCGCCCCGUUACCGGAGAAUAAAGAAGUGUCUUCAGCAUAAACUCAUUAGCCGCCGCAGAAAGCGCUAGAAAACUUUAGAGCAGCGUUCGCUGAGGUGGGCGCCGCUUCUCCACUGCCGGGAAACAAGUUUGCUUCUGAGGUAACUAGUGUUUGCAUCGCUUUUACCUUUCAUUUGAGUAGAUGCAGUUUUUUGUCGCUAGUGAUGCUAACAGUUAGCAUUGUGGCUCUUCUUUAUGGUGAAAGAGAGUGGAGGCAUGCUAACAGCUAACACAUAGCAUGAGGGCAGGACCGUUUAAGAAAAGGCAAUUGAGUACAAGGAGUCGCAAACUGUCAAAGGAAACUUGCUAGUUCAGUAACAAAAAAGUAAUUAAAAGGCGCCAAUUUCAAGUUAGUGGUGACAAAAGAAGUAGAAGAAAAGAUGAUUGUACUGCUACAAUGGAGGCACAGCAGGGCGGUGAUGCGGAGAGAGGCAGACAGAGAAAUGAUUAAACAACCAGCAGCGCGUCGACAGAACUAGAAAAACAAAAAAAUGACAACGAAAAAGUUUCAAAAAUUCAUAAUACAUAGAGAAAGCAGAAUGUAGUGAAUGAAGUAUUCACUACGAGAUAACAAUAUAAAAGACACUGUUAACUUAUUAAGUUAAAAUCAAAUAAAAUAGUUAGAUUAGAUCAGAUUAGAGAAAAGCAGUAGAACCCGAAAAAUGAAUACAUUAAAAAUGAUAAAUAAAUAAAAUAAAAAAUACCACAAAAAUGCUGCAGUGAGAUCAAAGUCCAGCACUGUGUAAAAAGAAAAAAAAUAAAUCUCACAAUGUGGAAAACAUUUUGAAAAAACAACAUAAACAAAAGGUGACAAGACAUAAAACAUAAAACAAGUUAUUGAUGAGAUCCUUGCAUUGAAUAAGACAGAUGCACUGCAUACUAAAGAAUAUUAGUGGCAGUUGCACAGCUGCCUACCAGAAACAUGCAGCAUCAUUAAACAGAAAAGCAAAUUUGACAAAGAAAAAAACGAUGGACACCAUAUUUGGUGAAUGCAUUUGAGUCUCACAAGUGACAGAACAGUUGUGAAGUUAAAACACUGGGGAAAAAAGCAUCCGGAUGAGCUUCCUGAAAUCAUCUUCCUCAGACACAGAUGGAGGAACCUCUGCCUGGAGAAUGUCUCGUGGCAGGGUUGAAGUCAGUUGAAUGCUUAAGAGUCAGGGAUCAAAGGUCAGCGUUGUCCAGGCAGUCAAUGAUCCAGUUGAGUCCGAGAGCUCUUCUCUUUUCAUAUCAUGUGACGCCUAAAGAUCCACCUUAGCGAUGAUAUCAGCAGCAUUAAGGCGCCGCGUUCUGAGAGGCGGAGCCAGUCCGGUUCCAUCCGAGGUAGACGCUGGAUAAUCGACAAGGUCCGAUGGGGUUCCCUCGACAGGAAGAGGAGGAGAAGCUAGAAAACAGAUGAGAGGGAAUGAAGAGCUGUUACAAACAGGUUGAAUUCCCGGGAGGUUCAAAGGUUUCUGCAGAGGUGAACACAUGAACUGAGUCCAGCCACUCUCCGUGGAGGCUACUACUGUCCAGGUUCAUGUGUUCAUCAUGUGAUCAGACUGGACGGUUGCCAUGACGGCCGACAGGAGGGUGAUGGCAGGGGAUAAUGGAGCCCAGAUCAGCGAGUGGAUGAGAGGAUGUGCGUGAAUGUGUGAAUGGCGGCCGCAGUUAAUGGAUUGCAUGUCGGAUAAUUGAACUGGUGCAUGAAUAGUCGAGCCUGUGUCGGUAAUUACUGGUGCAUUAUGGGAUGUAGGCAGACCAGAUCGAUGGCAGCCGAACACACUCAUGCAGACUCACACCUGAGGUCGCACUCGCACGCACGUGAUGCACAAUUCUAAGGCCAACACUCACAGCGGGCAUUUGCACACUUGCCCACUGAGUUACCUUGUGGGGACCUCUCAUCGCCAUAACCCUUUCCCCAGCCUCUCCCCUUAAACCUAACCAUCCAAAACACAUGGCUAACCUUAACCAGCACUCUGAACCGAACUGAAAUCCAGUUAGAAUGACCCGGUUAUUUUGAAGCUUUAACCCUCAAACUGAGGCUUAACCUCGUGGGGGCAAAAAGGUCCCCACAAGUUGGUGUAUUUACAAGAAUUGGUUCCGACAAAUACAGCUAAACCAGGAACACACACACACUAAUCUUUCCUGCAGACGAAUGUCGGUGCAUUAACGGUCUGAAUAACAGACGUCCGUAAAUCAGAUUAGGCUGGACGUUAUCAGGAGGGGGUGGUGGGAGCAGGGAGUGGGGGGAGCGCCCCCUAUCUGAUGAAUGUUCUUCAUUUGUUAUCACAGAAUAAAAGGUCGGGCUUCACGCUGCUUCUCAAUCCACCGCUGCACAAUCUCCAGUGUGGAACUUUGAUUGAGCAGCGGCGAGACGAACGUCCAGCUACAUAAACACACACGCACACGAGCGCGGAGCGUCCAGUUGCACUGAUGUUGAGAACAAUAGUGGCUAAAGGAGACACAGUGGGUGGAGCGAGACAAAUGUCUCAGCCAAUGUUGACGUUUCAGAUAAAACAAACUAGACGAUGAGAAAUAAUCAUUGUCACACAAAAGAGCCCUGCUGUUGGUGACGGUCAAAAGCAGAAAUAAGGGGAAAAAAGUAAAGUAAAGUAAGUAAAAUAUAUAUAUAAAUUUAUAGAAAACAGUCAUUGACGUUAUGAAAAAGUGUGUAGACUCACAAAUAAAAUUAAAUUAGGUUGUUUGUAAAAAAAAAAAAAGUCAGCAGUUACAAAAAUAGAAAGUGACUUUCCUCUUUUUUCACUUGUGUAGAACACUUCCUGUCUUACCUCCCAAAAUCAAACAUAUGAAAAAACAGAACUCAGACAUCUCAGUAAGUGAGUUCAACAAAUUCUAAUAGAAAGGACAAAAUCCUUGAAAAAAUUCCAAUGCUUGGCCAUCGAAAAGACACAAUUGUUCUAACAUUUGGAUCAAAAUUUUAAAUAAUAACAAAAAAAGCAGCCAACAAAAAGAAAGACAAUAAAAGCAAGUAAAAGUGGCAGCCAGAAUAAAGCAGAGCGAUUGUCUCACCACAGUUGAUAUCUGUGUUUCACUGGUGUAAUCAGGCCGGACCAGGCGGGUGCUGACCCAGCGAGCCGCUGGCUGCUGGGAUUUAAAUGGAUUUCCGUGAGCAGCGGGACCAGCGGCCUGCUGCUCCGUUAUCUUGGCGAGGCGUCGGGAUGGGACCAUGCUCUCUUGUGCGGCAGGUGAUUACAGUCUAUUGUUUAUCAGCGUCCGGCCAGGCCGGUCGGGGUGGGAAGAGUCGUGUGGCGGCCACGUGACGGGUCUCACUGGGAUUGUUCAAGGCCAUGACAACGUGAAACGGGAGUCACCACCCGAGCUAACCCAGCUAUUGCCUUAUCUUUCGUUUGUUUGAAUAAAAUAACAUCAAAGUUAGGGAGGGAUCCGGAUGACAUUUUCAGGAAUGUGAAGGAACACAGGAUUCUCUUCUGGGAUUGAUCCGGAUCACCAUCUGGAUCCAGGAAUUUUCUUUGGGAGAAGGAGAUUUUUUUGUUAAUAUUCAACCUUUUUUUUGAAGAUAGGCAUUCAAUUAUAAAGAAAAAAAAAAAAAAUCUAGAAGAGAUGGCAGCUGAGACGACUCCGAAACAUUUUAAAUUGGUGUCACUCGGUACCUGAAGAUUUUUUUUUGUCUAACAAAUCAAAUGACAGUAAAAAUAAAUAACAAAAAUAAAAUCACUACUUUAAAUCUGAUUCAGCUUUAAACAGCGUUUAAUUGUAAUUCAUUUGGGUGAAAUGUUUGAACAAGUAUUAAAGACAAAAAAACAUUAGGACACAAAAUUACUCUACUGUAAUACUUGUUGCAAAAUGAUUCAAAUGCCCCUUUAUUGAUGUGAGAGACUUUUUUUCUGUUUCUGCAGAAAUUAAAACUUUAAACGAGUUAUUUUAAAUAUAAUUUUUUUAUGAACAAAUAAAACCAUACUUACAUUUUUGUGGGUUUGCACGUACAGUAUGUUUAUACUUGUAUGACUGCUAAAUCCACGUCACGACUGAUGUCCACAACAGGCUUUUAUUGCUCUUCGGAACAUAUUGGAGACACUGAAAACAAGCAGACAUAUAGAGAAUAAACAACGAGUUACCGUGUUCACCUUGUGACUGGGCAGCUCGUCUUUGCGGCUCUGAAGUUUCCAGCAAAUCCCCCUGAUUCACUUUGUCCCACUUCCGUUAAUGUUGCGUGAGAUUUAAACUUCAUCGAUCGGCACUUGGAACGACGGAAACAAUUCGAAAUAAAAUGAAGUUUCGUAUUGAACAUUCUAAGCGCUCUCAACAAAAACAAACAAGAGACCAUAUUAAAGACCAUAAAUGGGUUUCUAAAAUGAUUCCACUCCGGUGUCACCCAGAACAACUGGCCCCACCAGGGCCAGCAGGCGUCUGCCGGUCCAUGUUUUCCCUCCACCAUCCCCAGGUUGCGACACAUCUGUCUCCCUGCUGUGAGGGAAAGCUUCAUGAAUAUUGCGGUGCAGUUUGAUCCGUGAAGCGGCGCUGACCCGUAAACUCCAGGGUUUGUUGAGCAACAGAAACCACACGCACCCCGCUGGAUGAAAAAGUGCCAGUGUGUGAGGAUAUAAAGCUGAGAGACAGAGCGUCCGGCUCCUUGAACGCCUCCAUUAAGGAUGCAGCGGCGAAGAAAGCAACGAUUAAUUUGCUGUGGGGAAGCGCUGUGGGGCCACAGGGAGGCCGUUAAACAGGAAGCAGAUGGAUUAUAUGAUGCUCCAUUCCGGGGAUCCAUAACAAGCGCGGCACAAGAGUGUUUAUUCUGAGUUUACGACAUUUGCAGGAGAUUUGAGACGUGAUACCAAGGCCCCGUGCGCCUCACCCUCACACCCGCGCUCUCACCUGAUCAGGUGGGCAACUUCUUGCAGGAAAGGUUUGGGGGAUAAAUCGGUUAUUGGCUCAAUGGAAAGGUACAUACAGCACAUAUAGUCACUGUCUGCCGUAUGUACACAGGCACACACAUGCACAUGACUCCCCCCCCCGCUUCUUGGCAGGUUGGUUCCUGAAAACUUCAAGCCUUCAGUCUCCUUCUUUCAUGAGGCUUUUGAAGCUGCUCUACAGAGACCGUCCUGCUACUGUUUCCUUGAACCCGUUCCAGCGGAUUUACUUAAGUCCUGGAAGUUUGUUGUUUGCUCUUUGAAGUUUGUCGGGAUGGAAGCGAUCCCUGAAUGCACCACAUCUUUGUGUGGCAGAUGUUGCUGCGGGGGAGAGAGGAGGAGCCAACUUUAGUCUGGCGUUCUAACAUUCAGAUGUUUGAUGGGACAUAUAGGGUUUGCUGACCCGACCCUCAGAUCUCAGGGCAUAACUCUGUUAGAGUCAAGAGGGUCUGACAUGGGGGACCCCUCUUCACCAGGCCCCAUGGUAGCACUGCAGCUAAAUGUCAGAGGAGUAGGCGCCAGUCCAACCUGUCUGUGCGAGUCACACUACUUUCACGUAAGGCUGUAGCUCGUGACUCUGUGGCGCAAUGGAUAGCGCAUUGGACUUCUAGGUAUGUGAAGCCAUUCAAAGGUUGUGGGUUCGAGUCCCGCCAGAGUUGCUUUUAUAUAUGCAUGGCGUGAACAAUCUGUGGCAGGUUCGUCCAUGUGAAGAACAAUGUUCACUGGUCUUCACUGAGUCCAACAACUCUGGGUCAAACCCUUUCAAACAAGUGCCAACACUUAUAGCAGGUUGCAAUUCCAGCCUAAAAAAGUUCAUUGGUCAUCACUUAGUCCAACAACUCCGGUACUAGCCGGUGUUAAACCCUUUCAAACAAGUGUCAACAUUUCUCUAGCAGGUUGCAGCUCUAGCAUGUGGUGCAGUGGUUUGCAGAGGACUGGGUUUAACCAUCUUGACACCACUCUGUGCUUGCUCAGGCAAGAGUGAACCUCAUGACUCAUGAUCCUGGCCCAUAUUUCAGGGCUUUGGAACCAAGGAUUUAUCCUCCAGUUCUUGUAGGUUUCUCAGGCAAACUGUGAGAUGAAGCCCCGGUCUGCCUCAGGACCUUCUUCCAGUAGCUUGUGGCCAUGUCAUGGAUGCAUCAUGACUUGCACCUCACAGUCAGGCUGGACCUUUCUCCUACCUUAAGGUCAGGUCCCCUUCAGGCUCUGUUCUCAGAACGGUUCCAGUCCAGUUCCUGGAGCAGCUUGUUGCCAGGCGACGUCAGUUCCACUAUCGCCGCUCUCCUCUUUGGUCUGCAGCUACACCUUGGAUGGAGUUUUGGGCUCCUCAGCUUCAGAGAUCAGCUCCAGUUCUUGCUGUGUGAUUUUAACUUUUUGAGUCUUUAUCGCGGCUGCUCACACAUUCAGUUCCCGGAGACCAGUCGGGCAGAGUGGAGCGGAGUGGAGCUUGUCAUGCUGACUCCGAUGCCAAUUAUCCUGGUGAAGGCUUCUCCUGUUCUUCUGCAGUGUGUGUCUACUUUUCUGUCCCUCAGACAGCCGAGUCCCUGCAGACCCUCUGCUCCACUUUCAGCCGGAUGUGAACGCAGCUGAUGACAUUUACAGACCAAAAUUUACGAGCUUCAGUCUGCAGCUCUCCGUGGGUAGAUGUUCAGGUAUGACGUCAGAACGUGAACUGGAGAACCAGACUAUCAAACAGGAGAGAAGGUCCGAGCAUCCAAGACACGAGCAAGAGAAAUUCAGAGCGUGCGAUGGUGUUUCGUCAGCUGUGAACGUUGGAUGAAACAGGAUAUACGGAUCAUCAUGCUGCUGCAGAAAUGAACUCUAUUCUUUCUCACUAUGGAUGGAUGGAUGGAUGGAGGAAUGAAUGAAUGGAUGGAUGAUAGAUGGCUGCAUAAUGAAUUGAUGGUGAAUGAAGGAUGGAAACUGGAAGAUGGAUGACUGCAUCAGAAAGAGAAUGGCUGGGUGGAUGAAUGGAUCAAUGGAGAUAGACGAUAGAUACAGAAUGAAUGGAUGACUUUAAUGUGGGUUGAUGCUGAAUCAUUGAUGAACCAAGGCUGGAUGGAUGGACGUUAGAGCAAAGGUGAUGUGAUGGAUGUGUAAAUGAUGUUGGAUGGGUGAGGGAUGAAGGGAUCAAGAAUGCUGGAGGGGAGCAGCGAGUCAUCUGAUGUUCCUCUGGGACGUCUUUCACUCUGAUGCUUCAUGUCAGUGGAUGCCUUUGCUGUCACCAAAACACUCACAAGCUCACACAUGUCAUGUUUUUAUGUGUUGUGGGGACAUUCAUUGACUUUCAUGCUUUCGCCCCCUGAACCUAACCACCCAAAACACGAAUGAUACCCAAGUAUAUUAUAAACCCAGUUAUUAUACACUACUUUUACUGAGGUUUUAACCCUCUAAACCUUGUGAGGACAGACCAAAAUGUCUUCACAAAGCAAAAGGUCCACACAAGAAGGUGGCAUGUCAAGACUUGGUACUCACAAGCACGCACACACACAUACCCAGAUAGAGAUCUUCUUCCUUGUUGGCGUAGCUGCAGGUACAUGUCGGAAUCCUGAUUCAGCGGUAAUUGCGUAGCUCGGGGCUCGACUCGUCUCCCCUGGAGAGUCAACAACCUUCUUUGUGCCUUUGAUCUUAACCAGCCUCGUUAACAACCAUGGCAACCGCUGGGCUUCGGCGAGCGUUUUACCGCGGGGUCUUCGUUAUCGGACCGGGAGAGGGAGGCAGGCGGAGGAGGGAUGGGAGAACACAACGUCACCUCUGCAAGUACGAUCCCAGCUGGUGGAGCCGGCACUGCAGAGGCCCAACGUUGGAGUGUGUCCUUGUUAACGUGUCAUGCUGCUGCUGCUGCUGCUGCCCGGAGGCCGCUGACGUGACUGGAGCUCCAAUUUGAUUCCACGAAACUCAGGAAAUCCUGGAAUAUAGUGGACAAGGUUUGAGGAAUAUUAAUCCAUGGAGUCGGAUCAGACCAGAUGAGGGACGGCAAGAAGACCACAGAGCAGUUCACCAGGUUGGUAGACUUGAUUCACCGGCACUGAUCCACGUCCUUGUUGGACCUUCUUGAGAAAGACACUGUGAAACGGUUCACGUCAGGAGUCACCAUGGACGUCACCCUGCUCCUCCUCUUCCCUUUCUUCGCCACGGUGCUGUCCUCCCUGCCCACCAGCUUGCCCUCCAUGCUCUGCCCCAAACGCUGCACCUGCCAGAACCUGCUUCCGUCCUACACCGUCCUCUGUGCAAAGACGGGGCUCCUCUUCGUGCCCCCCAACAUCGACCGGCAGACGGCGGAGCUCCGGCUGAUGGACAACUUCAUUACCACGCUGCGGCACCGAGACUUUGCCAACAUGUCCAGUCUGAUCCAUCUGACGCUGAGCAGAAACACCAUCAGUCAGAUCAGACCGUACACCUUCGCAGACCUGCAGGACCUCCACGCGCUCCACCUGGACGCCAACCGCUUGACCACGCUGGACGAUUCGCACUUCCAAGGCCUGGUCAACCUGAGACACCUGAUCCUGGCCAACAACCAGCUGCACAGCAUCUCAGAAGGAGCCUUCCAGGACUUCCUGGAGACCCUGGAGGACUUGGAUCUGAGUUACAACAACCUGGUUGACAUCCCCUGGGAGACCAUUGCCCUGCUAGUCAGUGUCAACACGCUGAGUCUGGACCACAACCUCAUCGAGAGUGUUCCAGAGGGCAUCUUCUCCAACCUGCACAAACUGGCCAGACUGGACAUGACCUCCAACAAGCUGAAGAAGAUUCCCCCAGACCCACUCUUCAUGCGAAUCCCAGUCUACGCCAAGAUGAAGGGCUCUCCACUCACCGCGCUAGUGCUGAGCUUCGGAGGGAACCCCCUGCACUGUAACUGCGAGAUGAUGUGGCUGCGACGGCUGACGCGCGAGGACGACCUGGAGACCUGCGCUUCCCCGAGAGACUUGGCUGGGAAAUACUUCUGGACCAUCAGAGAGGAGGAGUUUGUCUGUGAGCCUCCCAUGAUCACGCGCCACACCUCAAAGAUGUUUGUGAUGGAAGGUCAGGAGGUCAGCCUCAGGUGUAAGUCCAUCGGCGACCCGGAGCCGUCCACGCACUGGGUCAGUCCGGACGGGAAGCUCAUCGGCAACACCUCCAGGACCAUUUGCUAUGAAAACGGCUCGCUGGACAUCUUGAAGGCCUCGGUGAAGGAUUCUGGAAAGUUCACAUGCAUCGCGUCCAACGCUGCUGGGGAGGCCACUGCGCCGGUAGAACUGGUCGUCAACCCCUCGCCUCACUAUGAUCCCAAACUGGAUCUGGAUCCGGGGCCGUCGGACAUCCCUACGUCCAUCAAGUCCAACGUCAGCGGGGGCCAGGCCCGCUCCGAUCAGCAGAGGGUCAGCGUCUCCGACCUGUCCUCCAGCUCUGCGACGAUAAGAUGGCCGCCUCAGAACCACAUACCUGGAGUCCGCAUGUAUCAGAUUCAGUACAACAGCUCCACGGACGACAUCCUCAUAUACAGGAUGAUCCCGGCCAACCAUAAGUACUUCCUGCUGAGCGACUUGGCUUCCUCCCGGGAUUACGAGUUGUGUGUCCUGGCAGUCUACGACGAUGGCAUCACCACGCUGACUGGCACCAAGCUGGUGGGUUGCGUGUCUUUCACCACCGAGUCGGAAUACGGACGAUGCCACUCCAUACGAGACCAGUUCCUCGGAGGCACCAUGAUCAUCAUCAUCGGCGGGAUCAUCGUGGCCUCAGUCCUCGUCUUCAUCUUCAUCCUCCUGAUGAAGUACAAGCUACACAGCAAUCACUACAAGCAGAAAGCCGCCGCUCGCCAGGCCAACGUCUGUUCUCAGACCAACGGUGGAGGAGGUGGGGGCGGAGUCGGUGGCGCUAACGUGCUCGCUCUGCCUCCCUCCUCCUCUCACUCAGGACCAGGUGCUCACAAGCACUCCCAACCGUCGUCGUCUGGGGACGGACUAGGGGCGGCGACGCUGAGAGGGACCACGGUGGUGGACUUGAACCCUGGCCACGACGAUGACGCCAUUUCCCAAUAACACACAAGGAACUCUGUCAUUCCACAGCCCAUAAAUCUUGAAGCCCAAACCAAUAAUCCACAUCCCUCCUCCUUUUUUAUUCUUUGCUGGUGCCUGGAGCCAAACUCUACUUUUCGCAGAGGAGCAGCUCUCAUCAUUGAUUUCUUCAUCUGAACUCUCACCUGGAAGAAGAGGAAGGUGUCGUCGCGUCAGUGGUCCAGACGCUUCAACCUGCUGCCUCCAGCAUCAGCAGGAGUCAAGUGAAGCCCAGCUCUGGACGCCAUCACGGCCCUGCUGAGCGCGGGUCUGGGUUAAAGGAUCCACGUCUGUUUCACUGGGAAACAGAGGACUCGUCUGAGACAGAAUCUGGUUUGGAUUUGAGGAGAAAAAGGACUCCAGGCUUCACUGCAGACGACACAGACUCUUCUUGUCUCCGGAUCACAGUCACAUGCCAAAGGAUUUCAAGUGGAAUGACAGCGGCACGGCAAAUAUGCAGACGUUCUGAAGCACAACGCUGUGAGAGCGAGGGGCAAACUUCAUGGUUGGCCUUGGACUAAAGCACAUCAUCUCGCGUGAAAUACUGAGAAACUCUUCUGGCACUUUACUCGUACGUUUCACCUCUUCUCUCUGUCUCCAUGAGUGACUGACGACUAUACUCUCCAGUACUAUCGAUCUUCUGGCUGUGCAACUCAAGUUUGCGGGAAUGUUUCACAGAAAGAGCAGCAAAACUGAAAGCACAUCUACGGAAUUCUUCGUCUCUGGAAGUGACCGAACUGUCCAAACCAACGGUGACCUUAAGUGUUCCUACUUCUCCCCGCCGGCGCUCGUGGUCACAUGUAUUUAGAAGAUCUGACCGGCAGGAAUGACACCGACCUCCCCAACACGUCCCCCUCACUUUGCUGUUCGACAGUGUCUGUGUUUGUAUGUGACAUUCACCCAGCAGUAUUCGAUGGUUUGAUACCCAUGAUGAAUUACUUUGAAUAUAAUGAAGAAACAAGAGAAAACAAAACCGUCAUAUGGGAAUUUUAUGCUUUCAUAAAUACAACUAUGUGGAUUUAUAAUGAAAUAAAAAAAGUAUUUUUCUUGGUAA